Thelazia callipaeda (thelaziosis nematode) is the source of this 2895-nucleotide messenger RNA. The record is from the annotation of a GenBank genome assembly. Lineage: Eukaryota; Metazoa; Nematoda; Chromadorea; Rhabditida; Thelaziidae.
AUGGUGAAAAGUCAGGAAAAGCGAGCUUCAAAUUGCUUCGUAAUCAAACGAGAUGGAAGGCAUGAAGAUGUUUCUUUUGAUAAGAUUUCACGUCGUAUCAAGAAGCUGUGCUAUGGAUUGAGUCCAGAACGAGUGGACCAUAUUGAAAUAUCACAAAAAGUAAUCGCUGGGUUGUACAAAGGUGUAACAACUGUUGAGUUGGAUAAUUUGGCUGCGGAGAUUGCUGCUGAUUUGAUAACAAAGCAUCCUGAUUAUGGUUUCUUGGCUUCACGAAUUACUGUAUCUAAUAUGCACAAAAAAAUUGAGAAAUCCUUUUCAAAAGUUGCUGCAACAUUGUAUUUUACUAAACAUCCAAAGAGUAACCGUCAUAUGCCUCUAAUUAGUAAGGAACUGUUCGAAAUUGUUCAGAACAAUUCAAAUGUGCUGGACUCAGCCAUAGUUCAUGAUCGGGAUUAUUGCUACACCUAUUUUGGUUUGAAAACUCUUGAACGUUCAUAUCUGUUAAAAAUCAAUGGCGCAGUGGCUGAACGUCCUCAACAUAUGUUAAUGAGAACUUACCAGUUGAUGUCCGAAAGAUGGUUUACACAUGCAACACCAACUCUUUUUAAUAGUGGUACGUGCAAACCACAAAUGAGUUCGUGUUUCUUGUUGACAAUGUUUGACGACAGUAUUGAAGGCAUAUUUGAAACAUUGAAAAAAUGUGCAUUGAUUUCAAAGAAUGCUGGUGGUAUCGGUUUAAACAUUCACUGUAUACGUGCUACUGGUUCAGCAAUUGCUGGAACAAAUGGCGUUUCUAAUGGGUUGGUACCAAUGCUUCGAGUAUUUAAUAGUGCAGCACGAUAUGUCGAUCAAGGUGGCAAUAAGAGACCAGGUGCAUUUGCAAUUUACUUAGAGCCUUGGCAUUCAGACAUUUUUGAAUUUCUGGGCUUACGAAAAAAUGUGGGGGAUGAGCUUGAACGGUGUAGAGAUUUAUUUCUUGGCUUAUGGGUUCCCGAUCUUUUUAUGGAGCGUGUUCGCGAUGACAAAACUUGGUCACUGAUGUGUCCUGCUGAAAGUCCUGGUCUGCACGAAGUUUGGGGUGAAGAAUUCGAAAGACUUUAUAUGAAAUAUGAAGAAGAAGGUAGAUAUAGGGAACAGAUUCCCGCUAGAAAAUUAUGGGAAGCAAUUGUUUGCUCGCAAAUAGAAACUGGUGUACCAUAUAUGGUUUAUAAGGACACUUGUAAUCGGAAAAGCAACCAGAAGAACUUGGGCACUAUAAAAUGUUCUAAUUUGUGUACUGAAAUCGUUGAAUAUUCAUCUCCGAAAGAAAUCGCAGUUUGUAAUUUAGCGUCGAUUGCUCUCAGUCGUUUUGUUACAGAGGAAAGAACAUUUGACUUCGAAGCAUUGCGCCAGUAUUGUAUAGAUUUCUACUAUAUGAUAGUAAAGAAAUUAUUUCAGAUUACAAAAGUAGUAACGAAAAACUUGAAUAAAAUAAUAGAUCGCAAUCAUUAUCCGGUCCCAGAAACAGAAUUUUCCAAUAAAAGACAUCGUCCUAUUGGCAUUGGUGUACAAGGUUUAGCUGAUGCUUUCAUUCUUAUGAGGUAUCCAUUUAUUAGUGAAAAAGCACGCGAUUUAAAUAAGCGUAUAUUUGAGACGAUUUAUUAUGCGGCACUCGAAGCUUCCUGUGAACUUGCGGAGCUGUAUGGUCCAUACGAAACUUACCAUGGUUCGCCUGUUAGCAAAGGAAUUCUACAGUUUGACAUGUGGGACGUGACGCCAUCUGACCAGUGGGACUGGAAAACUUUACGGGAAAAAAUAGCAAAGAAUGGUAUAAGAAACAGUUUGCUUAUAGCUCCGAUGCCUACAGCUUCGACAGCUCAAAUUCUGGGAAAUAACGAAAGCAUUGAGCCUUACACUACUAAUGUGUAUACUCGCAACGUUUUGUCAGGAAAUUUUCAGAUUUUUAAUCAGCACUUGGUAAAAGACCUUAUCAAUCUUAACUUGUGGGAUGAAGGCAUGAGAAUGGAAAUAAUAAAAAACAAAGGAUCGAUUCAAGACAUUACUCGAAUUCCUGAAGAAGUCCGAAAUCUUUACAAAACUGUUUGGGAAAUGUCGCAGAAAGGUCUAAAAACUGGUAUGUAUUAUCUCCGUACGAGGCCAGCAGUUGAUGCAGUGCAGUUUACUGUUGACAAAACUCGUCUCAAAAAAUACUUCGAGAAAGACUUGAGUACUACUUCGGAAACAACUUCAGAUCCCACAGCUGCUACGAAUCCCGAACUCUGCUCCAAAAUGGAGUCAGCGGUCUGUGUGGAAUUCACAAUUGAGGGAAGAACGAAAGAAGCACGAAAGCGAAGAGUAUAUUUUGUAUGCCUUAGAUAUCUAAGACGGAUGUUUAGGGCGCUUGUUGUCGCAUUUGGGCGACAAAUGUCUCGUCCAUUAGCACGUAAAAUUAUAGCUUAUGCGAUUAAACAUCCAUAUUUAAGGAACAGAAUACUUAUCCCAGUGGGUAGAAGCUUACAUGCCAUAUCUUUUCGUCUACGAAUUAAAAGUAUAGGCCUUGCAAUACCAUCACAAACACCAACCGUAUCAGAGCAACAAGCUGUUGAAAUGGCUAGCGAGACGCUUGUUGAGACACUUAUUUAUUUAACUACUGUCUCGUUGAUAUAUGCAAUAUACAGAUCGAAUCCAGAAAAAGCAAAAGCAAGCGAUGUUGAAAGAUACGUCAAAGAAAAUGAGGAAAGGAUACAUAAAUUUGAAGAGAAAAUGAAGGAACAAGAUGAAAUUGUGAUGAAGAUAGUCAAAAUUAUUCGUGAAAGCAAACUGGAUGACAAGAACCUCUUAGCGGAUAAACAGAAAAGUCAGCUUCUGUCCUUCAUUAGUGACAAAAUGAAAACACUGAUUCCUGGACAAGAUUGA